AUGUUUCUCCGCAAGAAGAGCUCGCUGACGUCCAACAUCCUGGGCCGGCCGCCGGCGGACAUCCGCGACAAGUUCCUGAUGGGGAAGGAGCUGGGCAAGGGGCAGUUCGGCGUGACUUACCUGUGCACGGACAAGGUCACCGGCGAGCAGCUCGCGUGCAAGUCGCUCGCCAAGCGACGGAUCGGGUCGAAAGAGGAGGACAUCCGCAACAAGUUCCUGAUGGGGAAGGAGCUGGGCAAGGGGCAGUUCGGCGUGACGUACCUGUGCACGGACAAGGUCACCGGCGAGCAGCUCGCGUGCAAGUCGCUCGCCAAGCGACGUAUCGGGAAGGAGAUCGCCAUCAUGCACCAUCUGGCUGGCCACCCCCACAUCGUGCAGCUGAGGAAGGAGAUCGCCAUCAUGCAUCACCUGGGCGGCCACCAACACAUCGUGCAGCUGAGGGGGGCAUUCGAGGACAAGCACAACGUGCACAUCGUCAUGGAGCUCUGCGCGGGCGGCGAACUCUUCGACCGCAUCGCCGCCCGGGGCCACUACAGCGAGCGGGCGGCAUCGUCCCUCUUCAAAACCAUGAUGGGGGUGGUAGACCACUGCCACCAGAAUAAUGUGAUCCACCGGGACUUAAAGCCCGAGAAUUUUCUGCUCGCGGAUCGGAGGGAGGAUGCGCCGCUGAAGGUGGCGGAUUUCGGGCUGUCGUCGUUUUACAAGGAGGGGGAGGUGUUUACUGAGACGGUGGGGAGCGCGUUCUAUGUGGCGCCCGAGGUGCUCAAGGGGAAGUAUGACAAGGCGUGUGACGUGUGGAGCUGCGGAGUCAUUCUCUACAUCCUGCUCAGCGGCACCCCGCCCUUCUGGGGAGACACGGAGAAGCAGAUCUUCCACCAGGUGCUCAAGGCCACCCCGGACUUUGCAGCGGACCCCUGGCCGCAGGUGUCAGACUCCGCCAAGGACCUCGUCAAGCGCAUGCUGCACCCCGACCCUGCUGUGCGCAUCUCCUCCGCUGACGUGCUCCGCCACCCGUGGCUGUCUCACGAGAAGCAGUCUGACAAGCCGCUGGGAGAGGCGGUGCUGAAGCGAAUCAAAAACUUCUCUGCUGCGAACAAGAUGAAGAAGCUGGCACUCAAGGUGAUAGCGUGCAACCUGAGCCGGGAGGAGAUCCUGGGGCUGAAGAAGCUGUUCAAGGGGAUGGACAAGGACGGCAGCGGCAGCAUCACGUUUGCUGAGCUCAAGACUGGCAUGCAGAAGCUGGGUAACCCCAUGUCGGAGGAGCAGCUGCAACAGAUCAUGGAAGCGGCGGACAUGGACCACAGUGGCACGAUCGACUACACGGAGUUCAUCACAGCAACGAUGCAGAUGAACAAGGUGGAGAAGGAGGAGCACAUCUGGAAGGCCUUCCAGCACUUCGACCGUGAUGGCAGCGGGUUCAUCACGGUGAGCGAGCUGAGGGACGCCCUGGCGAAUGAGGACAUGCUGGAGGUGGGCGAGCUGGAGCAGAUCAUUGAAGAGGUGGACACGGAUAAGAGUGGCACGAUUGACUAUGAGGAGUUUGCAGCCAUGAUGAGGAAGCAAGACCAGGAUGUAGCCGGCGCGCAGAAGCAGAGGCGGACCCGUAGCAUUGGUGCUGACUACUACUGA
Closterium sp. Naga37s-1 is the source of this 1629-nucleotide messenger RNA. Lineage: Eukaryota; Viridiplantae; Streptophyta; Zygnematophyceae; Desmidiales; Closteriaceae. The record is from the annotation of a GenBank genome assembly.